UUAUCUAAUUUUUUGUUUAGGUAACUGAUGUAUAGAAAAUGAAUUUCUUUUUUUUUUAUAUUUCAUUGAUGUUGUUAUUAGCUGAAGAAAGCAACCAGCAAUGUUUUUCUGGUGUCAAGUUCAAGUCUAUUCCACCCAAUCAUUUAUACAAUAGGUUAAAAAAGCCACUUGUUAUUGGCUAUUUAGGUAAUAUUAUUCGCUUUCAAGAAAAUUCUUUAGAAGGCAUGAUGAACUUGAUUCAAAUUAAUGCAGAUGGUAUGCAUAUGCAGGUUCAACUUACAAAAGAUAACCAACUGAUUUUAUUUGGCGAUGACAACUUUUAUAGAUUAACCAAGGAAGAUUUCUUAGUUGAAAAUCUUCCUUUUUCUGAGAUAGUUAAAAUGAACAUACAGAAAGAAAUUGAGUAUAAACUUUCAGAUUCUACAACGAUUAAAAAAAUAUAUGGCAGUACCGUAAAAGUUCCAUUAUUAUCGACUGUUUUAAAUUCCAUUAAAGGAAAUAAUAAGUUAAUCUAUAUUGAGCUUGUUCCUAAUCAUAUACCUCCUCAAAAUCCUUUGGAUAGGCACAGAGCAGUCGAAGUUGCAAAGUUAGUCGGGAACUUAGUUAAACAAUUACAACUCGAAAAUGAUGUUUUUAUUGUUUCAAAGGAUCCAUUUAAAAUUUAUGCUCUUAGCUACUAUCAUCCACAACUUCAGUUUGGAUGGUGGCCUGAUGUUAAAAUGUUUGAUAAUAUUACUGCUUAUAAAAUGAAAGAAGAAUACAAUGAUAUACCUGUGAUAUACGAGUCAAAUUGUUUUGAUGGUACUGAAAACGGGUUUCUGUUUGCUAAGUAUCUUUUAACAUCUGGUAUGUUAGCGAAAUCAAUAAAUAGCACGUUAAUUGAUUUACCUUUAGAGAUAUAUAGCAAUAUGACUUACUUUUCUAACAAAAUAACUGAGACAAAUAUUGUUCCAAUACUGCAAAGUAAUUACGGUCAAGGAACUAGUAUUGGGCUGUUUGGAGUAUUCUCUGAUAAGUCUGCGUUAUAUUCACCAGAAGACGACUUAAAGUUCAUAAGGUCUUUAACGGAUAAUGGACUCACACGUUUUAUUACAAAUGACGUUAACCGCGUGAAAAUUGCUCUUCAGAGAAUUGUUUUAGAAUCCAGUAGUACUAGUUUGAAUUCACCUCGAUGGCCCAUUUUAUUGGGUUUGUUUAUAUCAUUUUUAUGUUUAUAAUAAUAAUUUUUAAAAUGAUUUUGAUGAUGUAAACAUAGGGAACAAAACGUUAAUCUUUUAUUUUUAAUAUUCUUGUUUGUACUAAAAAAAUGUUGAUGCUAUUAUAUGUGGCUAAAUUUAAUAUUUUCAGUAUCUUUUUA
Messenger RNA from Hydra vulgaris (swiftwater hydra), 1357 nucleotides. RefSeq lists its product as uncharacterized. NCBI's taxonomy places the organism in Eukaryota, Metazoa, Cnidaria, Hydrozoa, Anthoathecata, Hydridae. Gene Ontology annotation, molecular function: phosphoric diester hydrolase activity. The record is from RefSeq and is a predicted model, not a curated record. Gene Ontology annotation, biological process: lipid metabolic process.